Molecule: messenger RNA, 407 nt
Organism: Hibiscus syriacus
Lineage: Eukaryota; Viridiplantae; Streptophyta; Magnoliopsida; Malvales; Malvaceae
Product: male-cone protein 1-like
Exons: 3
Coding region: 35-379 (114 amino acids)
Source: RefSeq, a predicted model, not a curated record
UUUGAUUGAGAAAAGAAAAUAAGAGAAAUAGCAAAUGGCAUCGUCAAGCUUUGGUUUCUUGAGCCUGGCAAUGUUGGUGAUGGUUGGAACUCUCUGGGGAGAGCAGGACGGAGUCUCGGCCCAGUGCGAGUUGAGUAUUCCGAGCUUGGUAUCGCAAUGCUCGGAAUACGUAAAAAUAUCAGGGCCGGGGAUCCCCCCGUCAAAGAGUUGCUGUGAUGUGGUAAAAGGCCUGAAUAUUCCAUGCAUGUGCAAGUACGUUACACCAGACGUUGAGAGGCUUGUUAGUAUGGAGAAAGUAGUGUUUGUUGCUAAAUCAUGCGGCUUGACUGUUCAACCUGGAAUGAAAUGUGGAAGCUUCGUUGUUCCACCGCAUGCUUGAGGAACGGAUCUGGGAUGAUGAGUGACGG